Messenger RNA from Anopheles coluzzii, 4933 nucleotides. Its product is annotated as gamma-aminobutyric acid receptor subunit alpha-6. The record is from RefSeq and is a predicted model, not a curated record. Gene Ontology annotation, cellular component: neuron projection; synapse; membrane. The coding region runs from base 2047 to 4257 and encodes 736 amino acids. The transcript is spliced from 8 exons. Gene Ontology annotation, molecular function: neurotransmitter receptor activity; extracellular ligand-gated monoatomic ion channel activity; GABA-A receptor activity. Gene Ontology annotation, biological process: monoatomic ion transmembrane transport; nervous system process; chemical synaptic transmission. Lineage: Eukaryota; Metazoa; Arthropoda; Insecta; Diptera; Culicidae.
AUUUAUGUCGAAAUUUGUGAAAACCAUAUGAGUGGUAAAAAUGAAUCACUAGAACCGCAUUGUAGCAAAAUGGCACCAUGUCACUGUGAAAUUCUUUGCAAAAGUCAAGAAAACAUGUUGAACCAAUAUAAAUAAUUUAAUUUGAGCCUGAAAUAUCUUACACCGGUUGUCCCUAAGGCACAUGUGGACAUGUGGACUGUAUGUGGACUUUAAUUUGGCAUGAAAUGGUACGCUUAAGUGACUUAAUUUUUUUGUUUAUUCUGACAAAAUAGUACAAUGUUGCAGGCAAAAUUGAAUAUUUCAAAAUUUCAUCAGCUGGAAAGGCAAUAUCGUAGCCCUUAGACCCUUUUAAAUCCCACGAAGCAUAGUUGAGCUACCGGAUGCACCGGUACACGCUACUAAGAAUACACCCAGUGAAGCAUGGGCAUCGUCCGAUUCAAUUCUUUCCCCCACUAUCCUGUAUCAUGCGCUAGUACGAACUCCAUAAUGAACAUUCCCCCGUGGUGGACCUCCGCUACCAACACCCGCCGGGACACCCGGCGGGGGGGGGGGGAGGAUUCUCCGGAAUACUCGUUUGCUUCCCACCUCCCCACAGCCUUCGCCAGCACGCAUUUGUGACGAAUUUGCAUCCAUUUGAUUGCACCGAUGCAUAAUGCGCUUGGCCCAAUUUUUCCUGCGCCCCCCCCCCCCCGCAAUGCUGCGCUUUGCAACGUUUUGCUGACUGCAUUUUCGGAUUCCAAUCAUCUCGUAUGCCUUUUGACAUUACUUCAUUUUACCUUUCAGAAACACGCGCGCCACCCGAGUGACGAAACGAUUUCCUCGUUUUUUUUUUUUUGCUGUUGCUGCUGUUGUUCGGUGUUUGUUCGGUGGAUGCAUUUAAGCGCUUUUUGGGUCGAAAAAUGAUUUCCCUAUGCCCUAUUGUACGCCGCACAGUGUGUGGAUGUGUGUGUGUGUGUGUGUGUGUGCGGACGCAAUGGAGGAAAACGGAGGCAAAUGCUCGUUCAAACGGUUCGCCAACGUUAUUAUGUUUCGUUUUGCCAUUAUGCAUUGCCAAGCGGAAUGACAUGCUUGUGUGGCGGUGUAUCAGGUAGUGGGGAGACGGCGGGGGUUCUACCGCGCACAACACCCAUCCCUUCCUUCCAUUUUUGCCUUUGCGUGCCGAGCGAGCGUGUAAAAGAUGAAGGGAUGGUUUGAAGAAAAAAGCGCACAAAAUAAAACCAAACAGCAAAAAAACGCCAAAGAAGAAGCAAGCCAGGGAAUUCUGGCAGAGGGUGAGGCGGAUGGUGUAACCCUGUGUAAAGGGUUGGCAGGGAGCACGCAAGGAACCUGCACGGCUGUGUGUAACUGCUGCGAAAUUGCAAGCGUACUGAACACACACAACAAAAAAACCGCCACUGGAAAAAUGAAAGCGACAGCAAUCGUUCUUAUCCUGUGUGCGAAGGAGAGGGGGCGAAGAAGAUGAAGGGGUAAGAAAGGGUUUCUCGUGGGAAAGAGUCGGUUGCUUUCGGUGGGUGGUUCCCAUUGUAGGCAACACUGCUGACAAGGGAAAUAGAUCACAAACCAGCCAGCAUCGCUCCCACCCGUAACCAAUGUGGACGAAACCGCACAUACACACACACACACACACACACACACACACACAUGUAAGAGAAGAAUUUGUGUGAGUGUAUGCGAGCAAGGAGCGAGCGAGCAGACGGCCAAAGCAAGCCGAGCCUGCCUGAGCGGGAUGGAGUUAGCAGCGCAAACGAAGGUAUCGCUAACGCCCGGCACAGGCGGGCGUUGGGCACAGUUUGAAAUUGGUCGGCGCGAGAACGCACGUGCUCGCCCAGCUGCGGUCGCCCGGUCCCGGUCGUAAAGCGUGAUUUGCAUGAAUCUGCAUACAGCUGCGAGGGGCGUAGGACGCACUGGGCUGUGAUCGUGUGUCCUGGCUGGCCGCUACGGGUGCGUCCAGUGUCCAGUUGGCGCGUGUAGUCGACGCGUCUCACGAGCUUCCCAAGCCGUGAUCGCGAGCAUCCCGAGCGAAACAGUGUCCUUCGCCGCUCAAGCAUGGCACAAGCCGCGGUUCGCUUGCUCGCCCUCGCCUUCGUGCUGCUGCCGGCUUUCUUCGCCCUGACUAAGCAAACUGCAGCUAGCACGCUUAACCAACUCAGCUCUAUCGACCAGAGACGAAUCGUUUCCUCAAACACAUCUAUCAAUGGUGAGGGAAGUCUCGUUGGGAAAAAGUACAAAUUCUUCUACCUCGUUCCAAGUAUCGAGCUAUUGAAGUACACGCCUGCCGCUGGAUAUAAUGCAACCCAUCUGCAACCCAUCGUUACCGGCCCGGGCAGUCAUCGGAACGCCUCCCAGGCCAAAGUGCUGCUGCUCACACCGUCCUUUGUAGCACUUGGGGACGGCGGUUCCCAGGCCCCCAACCGGCAUACCGAUACGGACCAGCACCGCCUGUCGGUGGAGCUGCACAAGCUGCGCCAUUUUGCCACCAUCGCCGGUGUACAGCCGAGCAGCACUGGCAGUAAGCAGCGCUCCAAUCCACGUACCUUACUGGAUAGCGACGAGUCGGCCCGGGAACACACCGCAUCUAGGUACCGUGCGUUAUCGCCGGACGCCGGACUUCACACAGGCCACGGUUCUAACCGGUACUACAUCUAUACCGAUCCUAUACGUCCUCGAGGACUCGAGGCAGAACCGGAGGCGGAUGACGGUGCCCAACGGCAAAGAGCAGACGGAGCAACACGGAACGAAAGGGAGCAUCCGGUGGCAUCGCAUGUAUAUCACCGACAGGCACGAUCGUUCAACAGUACUGAGGAGGAGCCCGGGGAGCGGGAGAAGAGCGAUCGCUUCAAACGCCGCAGUGCCGUGGACGAUAUGUUAAGCAAGAACAUUACGAUCAUACUGGAGAAUCUGCUGAAGCGAUACGAAAACUCACAAAUGCCAACGCAUGGACAAGGUGUACCUACCUUAGUGCAAACCAACAUACUUAUACGAAGCAUGGGCCCAGUGUCCGAACUCGAUAUGGAUUACUCGAUGGAUUGCUACUUCCGACAGUACUGGCGCGAUAAGCGGCUCAGCUUUCGCGGCCCGAUCAAGAGCCUGUCGCUCAGUAUCAAGAUGCUGGAGCGCAUCUGGCGCCCGGACACGUACUUCUACAACGGCAAGCAUUCGCACGUGCACACGAUCACCGUGCCGAACAAGCUGCUGCGCCUGAGCCAGGAUGGUGAGAUACUGUACUCGAUGCGGCUCACGAUCAAGGCAUCCUGCCUGAUGGAGCUGCGCAGUUUUCCGAUGGACCGGCAGUCCUGCCCGCUGGUGCUGGGUAGCUAUGCCUACUCCCGCCAGCAGCUGGUGUACCAGUGGAAGGAUGAGGACUCGGUCAACUUCGUGCCGGGCAUGACGCUCAGCCAGUUCGAUCUGAUGAGCUUCGGGCAGAAGAACUACACGUUCAUUAGGCGCGAGGGCGAAUUCUCCGUCCUGCACGUGUCGUUCAAUCUGCAGCGCCACACCGGCUACUUCCUGAUACAGGUGUACGUGCCGUGCAUUCUGAUAGUGGUGCUGUCGUGGGUGUCGUUCUGGAUUCACCGAGAGGCGACGAGCGAUCGGGUCGGGCUGGGCAUCACGACCGUGCUGACGCUGUCCACCAUCAGUUUGGACUCGCGCACCGAUCUGCCGAAGGUGCGGUACGCCACCGCCCUCGACUGGUUUCUGCUGAUGAGCUUCUUCUACUGCAUCGCAACACUGCUCGAGUUUGCCGGCGUGCACUAUUUCACGAAGGUCGGCAGUGGUGAGAUACCGCUGGACGAGGAGGAAUGGGAAGACAUGGAGGGUGUGGAGGAGAUACGGGACCUGCCGACGCUGCAGCAGCAUCUCAGCACGGCCGCCGCGAUCGAGUCACCGCGGCUGCUCGCUGCCCGGCGCCGCAGCUCCCUGAUCUGUCCCAUUUACAACGACCCGACGCACAUGUUCAAGCCGACCUCGUCCCACCUGUCCACGAUGGAGCGCACCACGCAGACGGAACCGCCGAAGGAGCCAACCUGGAAGCAGGUCUGGCUGUGCUUCCUCGGGGAUGACCAGUUCCGGCGCCGUCGCCAGCGGGAAGCUUCAGCCCGAGGUGGCGGCAAUCGGCACAUUAACAGCGUAUCGCUCAUCGAUCAGGCGGCUCGCGUUCUGUUCCCGGCGUCGUUCACGUUUUUCAACAUUCUCUACUGGCUCGUCUACUACACGUACCAGGCCGACUUCACCUGGACACCGUUGAAGGAGGUUUAAAGCUCGCCUCGCCCGCCAUUCGCCAACAUUUCGCGUAAGUAGUAACAUUCUUCACAUGCCUUAUACCGGCGGUAGGGGAAAAUAUUCCAGCCGCACGAGAAGCUUCUCCCUUAAAGAGGGGAAAUUCCUCCCUUAAACAACCGGCAUGCCAGCAUAGGGUGUAAUGCGUACAAUGAACCGUCUUAACAGUGGAAGCUGCUUGCAAAGGGACAGGAUGAAACAACGGAAAAAUGAAAUGUAUACUUCCCUGUACGAUUUAUGAAAGCUAAUUUGCCAGCGUUCUCUUAGCAGUAGAUUUCAAUUGAAAGGAUCCAGUAAUUGCCAGCCAGCACUAGGAAGCUAAAGUCCACUCAUCGAAAUUGAACGCACUCCGUCUAAAAGAAAGCCGUAUCCGAAUUCAACCAGAAACAGGUUUCCAUCCAAACGAAUCUAAAGCCCAAUGGUUUCAACUCGAAGCAGGUAGUCAAGGUAGGAAAAAUAUACCAAACAUUUUGAGCAUCUGUUAAGUAUGAUUAAGAAAAGUGAACGUGGAAGAGCAAAAGCGCAUCUUUGUAUACAACACCCAGUAGCCCGAAAUGCGAGCCUCCUCCUUAUUCCCACAGGUCGAUUAAAGCAAAGAACGUUGGUUAAUGUAUGUAGAACGAUUAGCAAAUAAACUGGCACGUGUUGAAGCAAU